Messenger RNA from Porites evermanni, 906 nucleotides. NCBI's taxonomy places the organism in Eukaryota, Metazoa, Cnidaria, Anthozoa, Scleractinia, Poritidae. The record is from the annotation of a GenBank genome assembly.
AUGAAGUUGGCAUUUCCUCGACUUCAUGUGGAUGCAUCGGCUGUAGCCGGACUUAUUGAGUGGUAUUGCAAUCGACUGGGAAUGAGUGUCAUCAAAGAAAUAAAGACUGAAAAGGAGCUGAUACACUGGGUUGGUUAUCAGAGCGCGUCGCAAUCCGCGGUGGUAGAAUUUCGCUCGUCCCUCAAGCAAUCUACACCGCCAAAGUACUACAAACCGCAACCAUCGUCUGAUAUUUACUGGAAGAUAGGAUUAUCACUUGCAGAUGUAGACACUGCUCGUUCAAAGCUUUUACGUCAGGACGUGGAGGUCACUUCUCCAAGACAGUUCCGGGAUAUCGGAUACAUGUGCCACUUAAGCGACCCGUUUGGAUUUUCAUUAGAGCUGCUGCAACAUGAUUUCCAGUCUAAUUUUAGUUCUGAACGCGUACAAGCUUCUCUUGAACCGAAUCUGGCACUUGGGCAGCAAGUGCACAUCGGGCAAAUCACUCUUCGUGUUUCUGAUAUCAAUCGAAGCCUUCAAUUUUACCAGUCUACACUAGGUAUGAAGUUACUGUCAAUACAGAGCAUUCCAAACAUGUUCAACCUAUACUUCUUAGCCUGUACAGACGAGAAGCCACCUUCAGAUGAUGUUAACGCAGUGGAAAUCAGGGAGUGGCUUUGGAAAAGGCCUUACACCACUUUAGAGUUGCAGCAUUAUCCCGGUACGGACCGGAAGUACAACACUGCAGACUUGAACUAUGAAAGUGGGUUUACUGCGCUCGCGUUUAUAGUUUCUGCACAGCGUUUUGAGGAGCUUAAAGUCUCAUCUAGUGUGGAGGAUGUGGGAAAGAAUUAUCCUGAAUACAAUUCCAGUGUUCUAGAAUGCAAAGACCCUGACGGUACAAGUGUGUUGUUUAUAUCAGAUUAG